UUCUCUCUCUCUCUGUUUGUGUGUUCGCGCUAACCAUUUUGAAGUGCUCUCUGUGCUCGCGCUUGCGUGUGUAGUCAAGUGCAAAGGUGAAGUUGUUGAUCGAGAUCCAUAGAUAAAAGGCCGAACGCAAGUAUGGGAGAUGUCCUGACUGAAGAACAGGUUGCUGAGUUUCAAGAAGCUUUUUGUCUCCUUGAUAAGGAUGGAGAUGGCUACAUCACCAUUGAAGAAUUGGGGAUUGCGAUCAAAUCAUUGGAUCAAAAUCCUACCGUGGAAGAAUUGCAAAGCAUGAUCAAUGAAGUGGACAUUGAUGGCAACGGAACCAUAGAAUUUGGGGAGUUCUUGAAUCUAAUUGUAAGGAAAAUGAAGGAAAAUGAAGUGGAAGAGGAAUUGAAAGAAGCUUUUAAAGUGUUUGACAAAGACCAAGAUGGUUACAUCUCACCUAAUGAGUUAAGGCAUGUAAUGAUAAAUCUAGGAGAGAAACUGACAGAUGAAGAGGUGGAUCAAAUGAUAAGAGAAGCUGAUUUGGACGGCGAUGGUCUUGUUAAUUACGAGGAAUUCGUGAGAAUGAUGUUGGCUGUUUGAUCAAAAUCUCUUAUUUAAUUUGUCUCUCUAUUGAUCAAUGUAACCAAAACAGAGAUUAUAUAUAAAUAUAUACAUACGAUGGCAAGAACCAGAAAUAUAUAUCAACAUGGAACGUGAGAAUGCUUAAAACUUUUUAAUUAGGCAGCAUCCAAGGGGAAAAAAAAAUUCUUAAAAUAGGGGUAUUGUACAUGCGGAUACGGUUAUUUGCAAUAUUUUUAGUUGUAUUUGUGAAUUAUGGAUAUCACUUUUAGAUAUCCGCAUCUGUAUCUUCAUUAUGUU
Messenger RNA from Alnus glutinosa, 861 nucleotides. RefSeq names its product calmodulin-like. The coding region runs from base 133 to 582 and encodes 149 amino acids. The transcript is spliced from 4 exons. Gene Ontology annotation, molecular function: calcium ion binding; enzyme regulator activity. Lineage: Eukaryota; Viridiplantae; Streptophyta; Magnoliopsida; Fagales; Betulaceae. The record is from RefSeq and is a predicted model, not a curated record.